UUUAUUGCUGAUGUAAAAAGAAAGCUAAACAUCCAAUUACACUCGUAUAAUAUUCAGCAAAGUUGUUUAAAAUUCAUUUUCGUAAAAUUAAAAUUUAUUAUUCCGAGUUUUUAAUGUUUUUAAAAAUGUGUUCCUUCCACUAAAUUACAGAUCAAUUAUAUAUAAUUCAUAUAUAGCUUAUAUAAUCCAUUCCCAUAUAAUACUCUGAUAUCAUGUCGACUUUGGAAGAUAAAAUUUUGGGAGAGAAGUUGCACUACUACUGUAGCAGUUCGAGUGAAGAUGAGGAAAAUGAUUCUGAAGAUUCCAAUGAGGAAGCUAAUGAUGUAAAAUGUAUUGAGGAUAAUGCGCACUAUGUUGCGCCUGCAGAAUGGGAUGGAGUUUCGAAUAAUACAGGACCUAAAGGUGUGAUAAAGGAUUGGCAAAGAUACAAGCAACUAGAAGCAGAAAAGCGAGAAUUGCAAGAAAGAGAAAAAUUGCAGUUAAUUAAAAAACUGAGUUUAACAUGUCGCAGUGCUUUGGACGAGGAGAAGGAAAAGCUGAAUGAGACAGAUCCAGAUUUGGAAAAUUUAUUGACCGAUGACUUCCUAUUGGAAUACCAAAAGCAGAGAAUGAAAGAAAUGCUUGCAAAAACAGAGAAGCUUUACUUUGGAAAAGUUAUUGAUUUAGAGAGUGCGGAUCAAUUUUUGCAAGCUAUCGAUGAAGAAGACAAAUCAGUGACUGUUAUAGUUCAUAUUUAUGAAAAUAAUGUACCUGGUUGUGAAGCUAUGAAUGGAUGCUUGAUAUCUCUCGCUGAAGAAUAUCCUCGUGUGAAAUUUUGUAGGAUUCUAGGCUCAAUUGCAGGUCUCAGCAAACAAUUCAAAAAAUUUGGCGUGCCAGCAUUGUUGGUAUAUAAAAAAGGACAAGUUAUAGGAAAUUUUGUACACAUGACAGAUCAUCUGGGAAUGGAUUUUUAUUCAUCAGAUGUGGAGAUGUUUCUUAUUGAACAUGGAAUGCUCAUUGACAAAAACUGUGUACCUCUCAUCAUUUCAAAAAACGAAAACGAAACCUCUAGUAAUUAAAAAGAAACUUUAGUAUUAAGAUAAUUUAAUUUCGCAAGAAAUCUUUUAAUAAACGGUGUCGAAUAAUAUAUUAAUUAAAAAUCACACAAUGUGUAAGAUGUUUAACAAAGAAGAAUCAAAUAUAAAGAUUAUAA
Molecule: messenger RNA, 1192 nt
Organism: Camponotus floridanus (Florida carpenter ant)
Lineage: Eukaryota; Metazoa; Arthropoda; Insecta; Hymenoptera; Formicidae
Product: phosducin-like protein
Exons: 4
Coding region: 213-1058 (281 amino acids)
Biological process (GO): regulation of G protein-coupled receptor signaling pathway
Source: RefSeq, a predicted model, not a curated record